AUGGAGUCAAUGAAUUUUGUAAAUGAUGAUUGGAAUUUUGACAAACUUUCAGAUGUUGAUAUGACUAAGUUUGAUUGGUUUCCUGAAAUUUUCCCUAUGAACUUUCCAGUUGAGAUCACCAACCCCACAACCUCGGUUCCUAUAAUCGUUGAUCAGGUAAUCAUGGACCAAAACAAUAACCAACAGUUAUUAGAACCCUUUCAGUCAGCCCCAUUUAACCAACAAAUCUUUCCUCCUUCUCCUCUUCCACCUUCAAUUACAACGCUAGUGUAUGAGCCAGCAACAAUUGCGGCACCGCAAGAAUGGAUUGAUCUGCAGCAACAAUCCAUGAUGUCGGAUAACAUUCAUCCUACAUUCACCUUACCCAUGAUCACUCCUCUGAUCCAAACUCAUACAAAAAAAAAUCAGCCAAUAAAAACUACCUAUGAACUGAUGGGAGAGGAACUCACAAAUGAUUCAUGGACGUGGAACAAGAAUGGAGAGAAGCGAAUCAAAAGUUCUCAAUUUUUGAGGUCUCACGCUGGUUGGAAUGGAAGUGCGAAACACAAUCUUCCGAAAGGCAUAAAUAUUGUGCCCAAAGCAUUAAGUUUGAAUUCAUCAACGUCGUCGUCGUUCAAACGCUCUAAACGUUCCAAGGUUGUUGCUUCUCCAAUCGGCCCAACUAUGCCUAUGAUUGAAAUUGAGAGCGCAUCCCCAAACAAAGACAAAAUGGUGGUUGUGGCGACGGAGAACAAAUGUGAUGACAGAGAGGAGAAAAACGUUGUUUUGAUUCCUGACAAAUUCGUGAGUGAAGAUAUUCUCGUGGGCUUUGAAGAACUCAAUGGAGUUACUACUUCCACCUAA
This is a messenger RNA of Solanum dulcamara, 843 nucleotides long. Its product is annotated as probable WRKY transcription factor 27. The record is from RefSeq and is a predicted model, not a curated record. Bases 1 to 843 code for a protein of 280 amino acids. The transcript is spliced from 3 exons. Lineage: Eukaryota; Viridiplantae; Streptophyta; Magnoliopsida; Solanales; Solanaceae.